Molecule: messenger RNA, 8696 nt
Organism: Bursaphelenchus okinawaensis
Lineage: Eukaryota; Metazoa; Nematoda; Chromadorea; Rhabditida; Aphelenchoididae
Source: the annotation of a GenBank genome assembly
AUGUUCACAUUCCGAGGGUCAUCGCCUUGGCCUUGUAUUUUACUUUUCUGGCUGGCGGUAAGCUUUUUAUUACUGCUUUUUGAUUUUAGAAAGUGAAAGUGAGAGGACAUGGAAGCUAUUUUGUGUUCAAUAUACAGAAUUUUAUAAAAUCAAGCUUGAUACGGCAAAAAAUGUUAUACCACUUACCGGUAUUUAUUAAAAGUUUCGUUUCCAUCCUUAAAAAAGCUUUUACCAACUAAUCUUUUAAAAUUUUCAAAAAAUGAUUUAAAAAUUUUGAAAAAUAACAAAAUUUUCUCGCUUCAGGCAGUAGAAGCAGCACGAAAUGAAGUUGUAUGUGAUCAGAUAGACCUACGAAACGACCCCAAAGGCAGACAGUUUAAAGACGAUGUGAACUGUACAAUAGUAGAAGGAGACUUCAUCAUCUCCAUGAUUACACAAGAGAAUGUCACCGACGAACACUACCCUGUCUAUCACAAACUUCGUGAAAUUACUGGCAGUUUGGUCAUGUUUCAUUCAAAGUAAGUAGGGCAGACAAGACUCACAAUAACAAUUUUCAAUUUGAAAAUGAAUAUGUUAGAAAAGACAACGAUCAGAAUAUUAUACUAAUUAAAGUAACACAACAAUAACAAUAUUAUACUACUUAAAACAACCUUUUUACAGAGCCCUAAUGAGCUUGGGUCGUAUCUUCCCGAACCUACGAGUAAUAGGCGGUGACCAUCUUGUCAUGAACUACGCUUUGGUAGUGUACCAGAACAAAGACUUGAAAGGUAUCGGUCUUUCAAAGCUGAAGCUAAUCAAGAACGGUGGAGUUCGUAUUGCUGACAAUGCUCGUGUAUGUUACACUAAACAUAUCAACUGGAACUCCAUGUUGUAUGGGAAGAUAAAAGACGUGAUCAUCGACCCUGAUGACUCACAAUGUCAAGAACAAUGCAUCGUUAACGACGAGAAACAAUGUGAACGAACAGAGACUAAUCUAGCUUGUUGGUCCCCAAACACUUGUCAGACAAGUAAGUAAAAAUUAUUUGCAAAAGUUAUACUAUCGUUUACUGCGUUGUUUCGAUACGGUAAUACAUUCAUUUCGCUACAAUAAUAAAAAGCUUACAUUUAUAUCAAUAUUUUCAAAUUCUUAUUCAGAAUGUCCCCACCAUCGCUACACAAAUGGUUCAUUUGGUCCAGGCUGCUCAGAGUCAGGUGAAAAAUGUCAUGAUCUUUGCCUAGGCGGGUGUUUUGAACCAAAUGAUGCUGGAUCUUGUUUUACUUGUCGAAAUGUUGCUUUAAACGGAAUUUGCAUCGCAAAAUGCCCUGAAGGAUUCUACGAAUACCGUAAUCGCAAAUGUGUUUCAAAAAAGGAAUGUGAAAGUAUGUUGCCAUUACAUUCUGAUGGUACCUUCAAACGUCGGGAAGAAUAUAAAGCCUUUAAUGGAGUUUGUCACUAUCGAUGUCCUACUGGUUACCAGGAAGGUUGGUUUUGAAUGUUUAAAUUGAUUUUUUUGAAAUUUGCGUCAUUUUCUCUUUGAUCUUUGAAAUAUUUUUUUCAAAUUCGUUAGGCCAUUCGUAUUACUAUACCUUUUACAAUCUCUUUUACCAUUUUUGCGCUUUAAAACUCUGCCGGUGGUAUGCACUUUUAUUACUUUUUAUACAAAGAAACAAUUCCACCGUUUUUUACUACCUAUGAUAAGAUCUGACCUUGUUUUUGUCGUUUCAGACCCGUCAAACGGCAGGAAUUGCAUCAAAUGUGUCGGGCAUUGUCCCAAGAAAUGCGCAGCCACAACUCAAGUCGACUCGGCGGGCGCCGCCCUCAAGUACAAAGGAUGUAACAUCAUUGAAGGGAACUUGGAAAUCGAAAUUAGAAUUGGAAAUGAAGCCAACACCGAAAAGUUUACCGAGGCUUUCGGGGAAGUCGAAGAGAUUCAGGGGUAAGACGUGCAUAAUUUAAUUGGAAAGGAAAGGCAAAGGUGUAACAUAAUAUAGACAAAAAUUAAUAAAAUUUGGAAGUAGCAACACUUACAAUAUCUAAAAUACGCGCAAAAAACAGAAUCAUUUAAAAAAUUUUAAAAAAAUUAAAAACUCAAGUUUCUACCUUUCAGCUAUCUGAUGAUCCGUUUCUCGUCUGUCCUAAUAACACUUCAUAUGUUUCAAAAACUUCGAAUCAUCGGUGGUAACGAGCUCUGGCACAAUUACUCUUUGGUCAUCCUUGACAACCAGAACCUUCGCGAGCUAUUUCCAUUAAGAUACGACAAAUUUAAAAUUGAACGAGGCAAGAUCCACAUUGUUAACAAUCGAAUGUUAUGUUACAAGAAGAUCGAAACAUUCCUUGAAAUGACUGGCAUGAAGUACAAUGUUACCGAAGCUGAUGUAAGUGCCAGGAGUAAUGGAGACAGAGCGAUUUGCGACGAAAUGCCUCUGGAAAUUGAGGUGACUGGUGUACAACAACAUGGCUUCACAAUCAGAUGGGCUCCAUUCAAUUUGGCCGACACUGAUCAUCGAAAGUUCAUCGGGUAUCAGGUACGUGUCAAAAUAUAACUAAAAAGAUGUGGUUUGACAUAAAAAUGCCAAAGUUGUAGUUCUCCUUCACAUACAAAUCUCAAAAGACCAAAAAAUUAUCAAAAAAUUUACAAAUAUUGUAGUAGGAUAAAAUAAUACAAAAUCGCAAAAAAGUUACAACUGACAGAAUAUAAACACAAAGAAACACAUAGGUAAUACGAAUUCAAUCGAAUCUCAUUUCCAGAUAUUUUACAAAAAAGUAGACAAGAUCGACCCGAACCUGUCGAUUGAUGAGGAUCGUUCAGCUUGUGCAGAUACCUGGAGAAUGCAGUUUACAGAAGCUGCCAUUGAUGAAAGUGGAGAACCGUAAGUCCAUUAUUCGUUUUUAAUAUCUAAAAUUCAUAAAGAAAACAAAAAUAACUUACAUUUGAUUUCAGAGGAGGUGAAUUGUCGGCCAAUAGUGGAGAGUUCAUUUCGACUGGAGUUGAGGCAAAUUCUUUGUAAGUUAUACCUAAAAUUGUGUUUAAAAAACAUAAAUAAAGUAAAUUAGUUUUGCGAGAUGUUAUUAUCCAACAGGACAGAACAAUAUUACCCGUUUUUAUUUCGAAAAUAUAAAUAAAAACAAUUUUUUGUGAAAAUAAACGGAUCUUCACAAUGACAAACUUCUAUGCUUUAUAAUUUCUCCUUGCGGGACCAAAAAAUGUUGAAACCUAUUCGUAUUUUACAUUAAAAUUUUUAGGUAUGCAUUUUAUGUCCAAACCAGAGUAGUAAACCACCCUGGAGCUCGAAACGCCAUUUCGAAGGUUCAUUUUGUAAAAACACAUUUUGGUGAACCAGACCCUCCUAGACUUCGAUUCUCGGAAACUUUGGGACCAGACAGACUUGAAGUGACAUUUGAUCCUCCACCAGUCCCUCGUGGAGUUAUUACCCACUAUACGAUCGAAUGGGAAGCUCAAACUGACACUGAACUUCUGGAGCAUGCCAACGCUUGUUUGAGCGAUUGUAAGUUGAUUUGUGUUGCCAUUUCGAGUGGAUAGUUAAACUACUUAACUGUGAUUUGGACUUAGAUAUUGAUUAUGAAUUAUUUCUGUUGUUUAGGGUCAAAGAUAAAGGAAACAGCGACGCCUCAGAAGCCUCAAGAAGGUGUUUGUAUGAAAGAACAAGGAUGUUGUGAUUGUGCUGAAGUCAGUAAAAUGAAAGAGACCGUAUCUCACUUGUCGAAGCAAUACAAUGUGAAAGAACUGCCCAAUCUGCAAGAAGAAAAACUGGGUGAAAAUGGAGCUUUUGAGAAUGCGAUUCAGAAUUUGAUCUUCAUUCAGAGGUUGGUUUGUUGGGGUUGAUCCGAUGUUAAAGAUAACAUACACCUCUAUCUUAGAAAAAAAUUGUUAUAAAGGUAUAAGCUGGUUUUAAAAUUCCCAAGUCUUAAGCAGGGAAAUGACUUUUCCAACUGAUUUUGAAAUAUUGAAAAAAUAGUUUGUAAUUAGACGAAGUGUCACAAAAACUUAAUGAUUGCUUCAAUAAUCUUUAAAAAUUUUUACCUUGCUUUGCAAUAUGUCUUACUGCCAAGUAAUAGAAACAGCAACAGAGUCCAGUUAAAUGCUAUUAACGUCGCUUAUUCACUGAUAUCUCGAUAACAUAAUCAAAUCACCCUACAACCUAAUCACUGUAAUAUUCUCUUUAUAAAGAUGUGGGGUAAAAUACGACCCUCGAUAUUGCCGUCCCUUCUCUCGAGAGCCUGCCAUCUCUCCCAUAGACAAUCAGCAACGUCUGAAUCGGAAUCUGAUGACGACAACAGCUCAUCCGAAGCGACGACGACGAUAUUAUUCAUCGCCGAAGGUGGAGCCGGCUUUGUUAGGGUACUUUUACCAUGCUUUUCUAUCGCUUUCCGACUAAUUACACCCGGCUGUUACUUUACUAACGUCACACACUAACUUUCUUUGCUAUCUCAUCUUUUACUAUGACUUUGGUUACUUUCUCUUUCUUUUAUGUUAUUCAUGGUGUAUGUGUGUGUAUCUACUACAAUAUGGUGCAUACAUGGCUGCGAAAUGUCAUUUUUGGUACCAUGACUUUAAAAGGAACAUUUUUUUUAAGUUUGCAGGUUAUUGUUGUAAAAUAAUGUUGUUGUAUCGUAAUGUAUGGUUCAUAGUGGUAUAUCUCAGUUGUUAGUGUUAUAUCUUAGUUGGUAAAGGUCAAAAAAUACAUUCAGUUAGUGAAUAUCGUAUUGUAUCUCUUUUAAAAGCGUAUUCUACAUCCUAUACCUAUAUAAUGCUAUUUCAGUUUUGGAGGAUCUGACUUCUCGAUACCUGAAAAGAAGUCUGACGACGCAUCUACAGGAGAAUCGUUGUUCAAAGUAAAAAGAGCCAUCAACAAAUUUGCACCAUCUUCUUCAAUAUCUGUCAAAGACAUAUUGACCAAGAAGAAGCAUGCCUACAACAUCACUACGUUGGACUUGUCCAGUUCAGAAUUUCCUCCAGAAUUCAAGACAAAAGGUCAAAUCAACAUAACUGGGUAUUCGAUCAUACUCUCCGGACUGCCUCACUUCACAGAGUACACUAUUUCGGUAAGGAGUAUUUGGAAUUGAGCUAAAAUUAAGGGUCAUUGGUAGUAUGGGCCAUGUUUUCUAUUUGGUAUACCUGGAAACUGCAGAAUUUUGGUUUUAAUAUUUAUAUAAUGGUCUAUAUUUAUGAAAUUUAUAGUUUUGAAAAGCGAUUUUACAAUUUUAAAGCAUUUUCGAUCUAAAUUGAUGGCAUAACUUUUAGAUAUAUGCUUGUCAAGACGUCACAGAACCAGACGCUUCUUGUUCACAAAAACCAGCUUGGGCUAAUGUUCGAACUGCUCCCAUUCGUAAGUUUUGAAACUAAAACUUCAAUUUAUAAAUUUUUUAUUUUAAAUAUAUGGCAAGUUGACAAAGUUUAUUAUUGACAAAAGUCGCAUCUAGAUUUGAGCUUUCUUUCCACUAAUUUUGCAAAGAUAAUAUUGUUUUAGCGUGUUUUUGGCCGAAAAAGUUCGAUUUUUUUGUUUUUCUCUCGAAAUUCGCAGCUUUUUUGUUUCUUUUUGCCAUUCCCAUAUUCGUGGGAAUCCGGGUACCCUCUGGCAUUUAUUUUUUUCGGGUUUUAUUUGUUUCAACGUGCCAGUAGUCCAGUGGUUAGGACGCUGCCCUCCCAAGGCAGAGGCCCGAGUUCGAAUCCCGGUUGGCGCAAACUUUUUUGCCGGAGGUUUGCAUAUUUUUGGAUAACAACCAUGAUCUUUGGAAUAUUUAAUUUAUUUUUCAAUUUGAAAUACCAACUAUUUUUGAAAAAUAUUGAUUUUUUAUUGUUUUUGUAAAAUACGGAUCGUCCUUUGUUGCGGGACGAUAGGUCCCUUUGUGAAUGAGUCCUUAUAAAAAUCAAUAGUAACAUUGUGUGAUUUGAUUUGGAUUAAAAGCUAAAUUCUGUUCUUUUCAGCUGAAUACGACAAGGUGAAUGAAACAACAAUAUACGUGUUGAAUGCGACAGAUGGUCAACCAGAUUCUCGUCACAUUACCUGGUCGCCUCCUGAAGAUCCAAAUGGUCCGAUACUGGCAUAUCACGUUAGGCUUUAUAAGGGAGAAUCGGUGGGUUAUUAUAGUUUUAAAGGAUAACGUAGUCCUUGGAGUUUGGAAAUUUACGCAUUGUUUUUAAAAUUUAAAAAAAUGUUACCUAAAAUUUAAAUCUAAUAUGUGACAAUAAUGCUUCAGAUUCCACUGCCACUUUGUAUAAACAAGACAGAAUUCGAAAAGAACGGCGGAGUAACCUUCCGCCACUUAACUGAUGGUGACUACACUUUCCAAAUAUCUACAGUAACCCUAGCAGGAGUCAGUGAACCGACUACAGUAGAAAGCCUGUUCAUCCUCAACAACAAAGGCCCCAAUUACAUCUUGUGGAUACUCAUAUUCCUCAUCGUAUCCAUCUUGUUGGCCUUGUUUGGCGUCUACAUUGUGCCAUUCUUUAUCCCUGACAAGAUCAAGAAGAUGACGAUGGCCAACUUCACCAUGAACCCCGAGUACCUGACCGAACUCAUGAUGUACGAGAAGGACGAGUGGGAGUUGGAACGUGACGUUAUUCAACUUGAGGCGGAGAUUGGCAAGGGUAACUUUGGCAAAGUGUUCUACGGGCGUGGUAAUAACGUCAAGUCGAUGGCAGGGAUCGAGUUCACGGAUUGUGCUGUGAAGACGUUGAGUACGGAGAUUGGCGGUCAAGACAGAGUACCGUUCUUGGCAGAGGCUCAUCUCAUGAAGAAAUACAAAAGUCCUCAUGUUGUCAAACUUCUGGGCGUGGUAAGUGACCCGCCGGUUAUGGUGGUCAUGGAGUAUAUGCACCAUGGCUCGCUACGUGACUACCUGACCAGAUUCAACCCUCAUGAUGAACAUUAUGAAAACAAGUACCUAACCUAUCGUCGCAUGAUCAUGUGGGCAUUGGAGAUAGCUGAUGGUAUGGCAUAUCUGGAGAACAAAAAGUUCGUUCAUCGUGAUCUGGCUGCCAGAAACUGCAUGGUGGACAAGAAUGAAGUGGUCAAGAUCGGAGACUUCGGAUUCACAAGAGAUAUCUAUUACCGAGACUACUACAAGCCUACUGGAAAUCAUCUGAUGCCUGUUAGAUGGAUGUCUCCAGAAGCUCUUCGUGACGCUCGCUACACUUCAAAAUCUGACAUCUGGUCGUACGGUAUUGUUCUGUACGAGAUUCUGAGUCUCGGAGGUCAACCGUAUGGUGGAUUGAGCAACGACAGUGUCUUCAGCUAUGUAGUCAAUGACAAGUUCUGUCUAGUACGACCUAAUGGCUGUCCCAUCUUCUGGUACGCUUUGAUGAGAUGUUGUUGGCGGUACAAUCCAAAUAAUCGACCCUUCUUUUGGGAGAUCGUACAGUACCUGGCGACCUUCUUGAACUAUGGUGAUCCACUUCUAGAAUCAGCUUUUGCUUUGAAUAUGGAGAGGGAAGGUGCUACACGACCAGGUCAGAUGGAGACCGACUUCUUGGCCGCGAUGAUCGAAGACUUUGCUGGUCCAAACAAUGGAGCCAUCUACACUUCUGGCAACGACAGAAGACGAAGGAAACGUGGUCGACGUCACGGUGGCAGAACUGACAUCAGACGCUUCCUAAAUGGCAUGGAGUCGGAUUCGGCCGAAGACGAGGAAAUCAGGAACAACAACCUCUACGCUGCCAUCAAGUUCCUGGUGGAUAAUGAUAUGCGAGUAUUGGAUGGUUUCGAAGAGGAGGAACACAAGUUAUCCAUGCAUUACUACGACGGAAUGCCGAUCGAUGCGUGGGAAGAGAUGGCAGAACUUCAUCGUGCCAUGGAGAUGAGUGAGCAAAUGGUGCAGAACGGAGAGGAAGAUGACGAACAUCUGACCGAACUGAAUGACGAUAGGAUUCUGGACUUUGUGGAUGGGGAUAUGGGUGAUUCUGAUCAUCCCCCAGAAGAAGAAGAGGAAGAGCCGGCGGAGUUGGAAGAAAGUGUGACGGAAACUGAUGACACGGUGAGUAUGAUUAGGAUUUUCAAAAACAAUUUUCAAUGUUUAAAGAGUCUUUAGAAGCUAGACAAAUAGUGAAAACUUCGAAAAAUUCAGUUUUUCGGCCAGAAAAAAAAAGUAUUUUUUUUGAGACGCGCAGCUUGCGCCACGCUUCUUGAACACGUGUGCAGCCUGCAGAAUUAUUUUAUACAAAAGGAUUUAGAAAUUGAUCUUUUUUCUAAGUUUUUGGGGUUUUCAAAUUUAUUUAAUGACGAAACUACUAUAAUUAAACAUAUCAAACAUUCCUUUUACGUCACAAACAUCUAAAACACAAAGUUCACCUCAUGAUCAAUAUUUUCAGGAGUCUGGAAACUACGAGUCCGAAAUUCGAAGACCAAACAUCAUUGAGCGCUUCGCCAAAGACUUUAAAAUCUACCCUAUUGAUUUGGAAAAAGGAUCGGAUAUGACAAAACUUUUACCGCCUCGGGAAAAGGCUUCUGAAGUGAGAAACGAGUACGUUCCGGAGUAUUCGGCUACAGCUGUCGACGAGUACAGUGAGUCGGAACAGACGGAUUCUACUGAUACGAAGAAGGAUGGAAUGGACAUUGCUGAUCUUGAAGCCCUCAGGGAAUCUUGCAAAAAGAAUGGCGCGCCACCGCCCAAGAAUAACAUCAGAAGUCAGAAUUCUGUACCGUCACUGCCUUCUAUUGCUGAAGUUGAUCUCUCACGGUACCCGAAUAAUAUGUAG